Oryza sativa Japonica Group (Japanese rice) is the source of this 1433-nucleotide messenger RNA. RefSeq lists its product as uncharacterized. Gene Ontology annotation, biological process: endocytosis. The record is from RefSeq and is a predicted model, not a curated record. Gene Ontology annotation, cellular component: plasma membrane; endosome; clathrin vesicle coat. NCBI's taxonomy places the organism in Eukaryota, Viridiplantae, Streptophyta, Magnoliopsida, Poales, Poaceae. Gene Ontology annotation, molecular function: clathrin binding; phospholipid binding.
CGCUGCACUAGGCCACUAGCACAGCGUAGCGUCGUCCCGUCCACUUUUGAACGCUUCAAAGGGGUGAUGACAAAGAGAUCGACCGGGGCGCGCACUUCUUUCCCCUCCAAAUAAGCUCGUCCAGUCCAAGCACACAAGCCAUUCCACCGCUCGCCGUCGCUGUCUCCCAUCCCAUCCCAUGCAUCACUAGCGGAUUUGUGGAGUGGUUGCGCCCCCUGCGAGCGAGCUCUGUUCGUACCGCGCGCUCCGGUGCGGAGUGGUUGCUGGCCGGCGAGGCGGGCGGACGGACGCGUCGAUGCGCGUGGCAGUAGCUGCGUGCGGGUGACGAAGCAGGGGCACUUGCUAUAUCCGUCGCCUCUUGGCGGAUGUGCGGGAUUCUGCGCGCAGUACGCGGCGGCCAUGGACGCGUCCUCGCCCUUCAGCUUCCACGAGCUCAGGCGGCAGGCCUCGUCCUACCUCACCGACAAGAUCCGCUCCGCGCGGCUCGCGCUCACCGAUGUUACCCCGACGCAGCUGAUGACGGAGGAGGCGACGAGCGGGGACGCAUCGCCGCCGAACGUGAAGACGAUGAGCCUCAUCGCGCGGCAGGCGUUCGAGAUCGACGAGUACGUCAGGAUCUCCGACAUCCUCCACAAGAGGUUCGCGAGGUUCGACAGGCGGCAGUGGCGUGAGGCGUACAAGGCCCUCCUCCUCCUCGAGCACCUCCUGACGCACGGCCCCCGUAGCGUCGCGUUGGAGUUCCAGAGGGAUCGGGAGGUCAUCGAGCAGAUGGUCUCCUUCCAGCACAUCGACGAGAAAGGUUUCAACUGGGGGAUGACGGUGAAGAGCAAGUCGGAGCGCGUGCUGAGGCUGCUGGAGCGGGGCCCCUUCCUGGAGGAUGAGCGUGAGCGUGCGCGCAAGAUAGCGCACGAGAUCAAGGGAUUCGGCAGCUUCAACCUCAGCAGCGCGCAUGCGUCGGGGUCGGCGGCGGCAGCCCUCCGCGCGGGGGCGAUGGAGCACCAGUGCUACGGCCGGAGCAACUCGCGGUACGAGGGCAGGUGGAGGAGGGAGGCCUGCGUGGACGACGGCGACAAGGAGAACCUGCUGGUGGUGUCGAUGGCCGAGGCGAAGGCCGAGGCGGCGGCGGAGGAGCCGCACCACUACCACCACCCGUUCUACGGCUUCGGGCAGCAGCGGCCGGAGGCGAUGCUGCUCCUGAGCCAGUAGUGAUCGUUUGGGUGGAUGGUUCUUCGUCGAUCGCAUCGUUCGUUGGUUUGUGAUGCGUGAGAAAAAAUCCUGUAAAGUCAGUGGCUUGCUGGCAUCCUCUUUGUGAUGACCCUUUUGUAAUCGUCGUCCUUAAUUUCAGUUCUGAUUUCUGAAACUCUAAAAAUGCCUGAUUCCCUGAGCUCAUAAACACACGAAGAAAGGAAAUUUUGAGAAGUUGGAAGCUUCAA